Molecule: messenger RNA, 920 nt
Organism: Pelagomonas calceolata
Lineage: Eukaryota; Pelagophyceae; Pelagomonadales; Pelagomonadaceae
Source: the annotation of a GenBank genome assembly
AGGCCGCGCAUUAGGAAAUCAAGCCUCCAGCGGCCUCUAAGACACUAGCAAGCACAAAUCGGCUGCCCCUGCGAACGCUAAAAAUGGAGGCUGCCCUUGCGAAACGCGCACACACGUAUCGUUCGCCACUGCUCUCGCUGUGGUCCAGAAAUGAGCUGGCGGACAACGUCGUGGCCUUCCUGCCGCCAACCAAUUUGCCCAAGCUGCCCAUUAUUGCGAAGCCAUUUCGCGCGGCGCAGCCCUUGGUGCUCUUCACAGCCGCGCGACGAUUAAAAGUGGUCGACCAGAUGCUGGCAAGUUGCGUGGACGUGCUGCGCGACGUGGUCCCGGAGGCCAACCGCUUCGUCGAGACGUGGGCUAGAGGCCUGGGCCAGUGGCAGAUGCACCCUGACGCGUCCGGCUACCUGCAUGCGGAUGUCGUUGGAUCGCCUCCGUGCCUGCGCCUUCGAGGGACACCUGGCCCCACGCACGAGGGGUUAUCUCGCAGCUUCCAAUCACUGCGCAAGCUGACUGUGCGACGCCUUCGCAUCAGUCGGUGGUCUUGUAUGGACAUACGUGGCGCAUUGGGGUACGUUUGGUUCUACGAUCACAGAGGACAGUUUGAGAAAUGCGUGGGAGGGGUGUAUAAAAACGGAGGACAGCUCUGCUUUCUGGCACGCGAUAGCAAUGAAGGACCUAAUACCACCAUGUUGUGCCCAGUGGACCCAGACACACGCUACGACAUCGACGCCUCCUUUUCCGACGCCGAUGAAGAUCACAUGAUGGAUGCCACGAUCACCGUCUCGAUCGACGGGGUGCCUCAGGUCACUAGGUCUAUCCGGAGCCUGACGAUACCGCUCCAUAGAAUAAAAGUUUACAACUACAGCCACGGCGAAGCACACAUCGGAGAGAUCGAGGUUGAGUUCGACCGCGCCUAACCU